GGUUAACUUUGGUUGUGAAAUUGAACUUACUUUUUAUUAUUUUCGACCGCUUGUUGUAUGGAAAAAUGUCGAAUUACCCAGAUUUUGGUAAAAUCGGUAAAGACUCAUCGAGGGCGGCGUGUAAAAAGUGUGGUUAUGCUGGCCACUUAACUUUUCAGUGUAGAAACUUUAUUAAAGUAGACCCAAACAAAGAGAUAGUCCUAGACGUAAGCAGCACAAGUAGUGACAGUGAGCAAGACUAUGCCACUCCGCUGCAAAGCCUCCGUGAGAUAGAGUUACGUAAGAAACUGGAAGAGAAGCUAAAGAGAGCUCGGGAGAAGAAGAGCAAGAAGAGUAAAAAGAAAAGAUCUAGAUCAUCAAGUUCAUCAGCGUCAAGUAGCUCAUCAUCAUCAUCAUCAAAUUCAGAGAGCAGUGACUCUGAAGAAGAAAAGAGGAAAAAGAAAAAGAAGAAAUCCAAAAAGAGCAAAUCUAAGAAGUCACAUAAAGAAAAGAAGAAGAGUAGGAAAUGAUAUUACUUUUUAAUGUGUAGUAUAAUGAAAUUAUG
Cydia fagiglandana is the source of this 544-nucleotide messenger RNA. Its product is annotated as protein SREK1IP1-like. The record is from RefSeq and is a predicted model, not a curated record. NCBI's taxonomy places the organism in Eukaryota, Metazoa, Arthropoda, Insecta, Lepidoptera, Tortricidae. The coding region runs from base 66 to 509 and encodes 147 amino acids. Gene Ontology annotation, molecular function: nucleic acid binding; zinc ion binding. The transcript has 3 exons.